UUAACCACUACGGCGAUCGCUCACGCCGUGUAUACACGCGACGAUGCGCGGCGACCGCGCCGCUCGUGACACGCGUCACAACAAGGACCAUGAAAAUUUAAAAUCGUCGCUGAAAAAAGGAGUUAAGACUAAAAAACAUCGCGUGGUUUUUGACGAGAGCGCGAAUGAAUUUUUUGAAGCUGAUUAUAUUAUUGUUGUCCGCGAUGAAUGCGGAUACUCUGACGAGGACGAAAACGAGGAGUGUUCGGGAUGUGGAGCUUGCGAGCGGUUUCAGGACCCCGAGCCGGGCGCGCUCAGUCCGCCCGAGGGAUACAAAGAUAUGGGCCUUUUCAAUAGGGAUGGAACAUUGCGAGAACAAGCAUGGUGGGAUGCUGGUGAUGUGGUGCUGGUGGGCGAACGGUCCGGGACAGUGUUCACGCCGCAGCAUCUACAGCUCUUGCGGAGGCUGCAACGGGAGCGAUUGUUACGUUCCACCGUCUGUGCGGAUUGCGACGCACACCCCACGAUUCACCAGCCGCACGAAAUGGAUUAUGGUUACGAAGAAGAAGACGGCAGUGACGUUGACAGGGAAUUGCGACCUGUAGCUCGCAGGACCGGGAAGCAUAUUGCAGCUGGAGAAGAACGCCCGCGCAUCAAUUCUAGCCAACAGACUACGCCCACUGAAGGCAAGUAA
Molecule: messenger RNA, 673 nt
Organism: Vanessa atalanta (red admiral)
Lineage: Eukaryota; Metazoa; Arthropoda; Insecta; Lepidoptera; Nymphalidae
Exons: 2
Coding region: 44-673 (209 amino acids)
Source: RefSeq, a predicted model, not a curated record